GGCCACACUAUACGGUUCUGCCAACGGCGACGAGAUGAUGAGUUGGCGGGGUUGGUUUCCUCUUGCAUGAACGGGGACAUAUAUGAUAAGUGGGGGGAUCAUAUCGACCCCAGGACCCCGGGAGGAAUCAGGCAAGAGGCUCUUAGGCGAGCAGCGGCAGGGCCAUCGGCACCCCCGACCAUGUUCAGGAUGUGGCAGGAAAAGGAAGAGCCGACCAUAAGAGUUGAGGAGAUUGUGGGGGAUAGUGAGGAGGUCACUCAACGACUAAAGGCGGGGACUACAAGGGAGGAGACAAUAGUCGUUGAGUCGGAUGACGAGGGGCGGGAAGAUGAAGGAGAGUCGGUCAUGGUCAUCCUGGGGAAGAUGGAAGAUCUGUUGGAAAAGGACUUACAACGGUUAAACGCCGUAACAGUGCGGCAAGGGGGGGGGUUGCCGAAUGCGGACGCAUUAUCAGAGUCGUGCGCAGGGAGGCCUAUAAUCUCGCUUAUAGACCUCUACUCAGGAUACGACCGAUUCCCCGUAUACCCGCCAGAUCGGCCCGUAACGGCGAUGCACACACCUAGAGGGAUGAUUCAUAUGAACGUGGCACCUCAAGGUUGGAUGAAUGUGGUGGCGAUGGUGCAAAGACAUAUGAUUAGAGCCAUGGAGACGGUUAGUCCACAUAUCACCCAGCCCUACAUCGAUGACCUGACGGUCAAAGGCCCAAAGGAGAAGGAGGAAGACGAAGUGAUGCCUGGAGUGAGGCGCUUCGUCUGGAAGCACGUUCAUGACAUUGAUCAGACAGUGCAUCUAAGGAAGUUGGUGCGUCAGGACCAGGAGUGGGUUUGGGGCAAGGACCAGGAAGAGGCAGUCGGUAGGAUGAAGGGAGAGUUUAAGGAAGGGGGCUUGGUAUUGGGGGCACCAGAUUAUGAGGCUACGGAGGAAAGACUGUUCGUCAUCGAGACGGACGUUGGGCCAACCGCCUUGGGAGGAGUCCUGUUUCAGGCAGACACUGAGGGGAAGGAGAGGCCGCUAAGGUUCGAAAGCCGUACCCUUAAUACGACUGAGAGGAACUACUCUCAGUUCAAGAAGGAGACGCUAGCGGUGCUCCACUACUUGAGGACCUUCCGAAACUACGUUUUCGGCAGGAGGCUCAUUUUGAGGGUGGACCCUACGGCGCUUGCAUGCUCCUUGAAGAAUUAUACUCCAUCUGACCCAACCAUCGCAAGAUGGUUGACCUACAUUUGGAUGUUUAAUUUUGAGCUGGAAAGGAUUCCAGAGAACAAGAACAGGGCAGAUAGGUUGAGCCGCAUCAACUGGGACGGAUCGGGCCAAKAAUCAAUAGAAGACGCGCCGCCAGUUGAUGGGUUCCUGGAUCAAGAGGAGGACGUUCGCCUGCAUAUAAACGAAUGGUCUCUGCGAGUACCCAGUUGCGUCAGUCAUCCCAUAUGGCUAGCGCCGAAGGGGUAUGAGCAGAAGGAAGAGUUAGUCCUCAAGCCCUUUCAGGAGGAGGAUCCGUGGGGAAGCAAAGACGUUGGCUGGAUGAUGAAGUUGGCAUUGGCAGAUCGAAGAGCUGGACGGAACAGGCUGGCAGGAUUGGGUGUCAGGAACCAGGUUGAAGAAGUUCGUGGCCAGGGAAUAGGUAAAGAUUACCACACUCUUAAGAAUAAACUAGUCCUUGAGGUGUUGCAUACUAUGGAAGGCCAGGUGGAGUUUCGCCGGAUCACGGGCAGUGACCUGCGAGGCCCGUCGCCGACACCGCCAGAGGAAAGGGAAGUCGUACCGUCGAGGACGCCGCUCGACAGCCUGGAGGCCCACCUAAAUGCGUCCCGGUGGAGGACGUCGCAGCAGGGAGCGGAUCAGAGCGGGCCAGUGCGGUACGAGCCAGCAGAGGAUGAGCCAAAGGCGGGGCCGCGUGGGCCAGAGGGGCCGCGGACUGGGGGGGUUAUUACUGUUAGGGACGAUACCCCUCCUCCUGCCCCAAUCCCGGAGCGGGCACCGCAGUAUUGGCCUGAGGGAGUCCCCGAGCCGGAAAGCGAAGAAGCUCCAAUACCUCCAUUGGGAGCUACUACGCUGCCUCCGACGCAAGCAGGGCCGAAGGGGCGAGAGGGGAGCGAGAGAGCAAGGACAACUGCUACUGUGACACCGCAAUUAGCUGAGCAUACGGUUGAGCCCCCGGACACUGAGAUGCUGACAUCCGAGGAGCCACUGCCAGAGCUGUCACACGCUUUGAAGGGGGUGAAUGUAGGGGUUCCACUACGGGAGGCCCGCAAAACGCAAGCAGAGAGGCCACUAAAAGAGACGGCGGAAGAGAAGCACGCAAGGGUACAAAUGCGUCUUGAGGAGAUAUACCAGGAGAAGAUUAGGAUGGAAGCCGCAGGGGAAGCGCCGAAGCCACCAAUCGACCCUCUGACGAGCGAGCAGAGAAUUCACGAGGUUUGGACUGAUUACGAGGGAAAGAGGGAUAAUGCCCGCUUGAGGUCGCAAGAGGCGGGGCAGGAAAACGCGAGGGUGGAUGAGGCACGAGAGACUGGGGACCUGGGGUUCUCAGCCACCUGGAUGACGAUUGAGCGGGCAGAUAGGAGGAUACGUGAGGUGGCGGUCUCGUCCUUCCUGCGGUACUCCAUGCUUAGUGAUGAGUUGGUGGCUUCGAGGUUAGAGGUGGAGCAGUUGUCCACCCAAUUGAUGGAAGAAAAGGCAGAGAACCAAGCGUGGAGGUCCCACAUGGAAGCCAAGGAGGCAGAAUGGGAGAGGAGGCUCCAGGACAUGGCAGCGAUGGUGAAGAGGCUCUCGGCCACUAAGAUGGUCGACUGGACGGAGCAGAGCCAGUAUGGUAUUCAGGGGAAGGAGGUACAGGGGCUCUUUGGCCAGGAAGGAACGACAGAGACGCCACAGCAAGAAGGAGUGGGGAAGGUGUUCCUGGACCCAACAGAGGCGGCAGCAAGGCGGGAGGCCGAGGAGAGGAGGUUCAGCUUCAGGACUCCCACGAAGUUGGCCUCCCAACAGGCCACCCUUAUGACGAUUAAGACUCCUGAGGACGAGCCGGCGCAGAGACCCCAACCUCUAGUGACGGCCACCUGUCGGGCGCUUCGGUCCGGCACUGCAUGUGGCAGCGCGGGACCCUCUCGGCCGCGUCACGCAGGAGUUGGACCAACCUUGCCGCGAACACACAAAUGAAGCUUCCUUAGGCCGCUCCGACCGAGUGCGCCAGCCAUACCUCUCGCGAGCCCCUACGACAGGAUAGCGCCUACGCGAGGCACAACUUACCUCCACCUUACGGGAGCUGUYACCUCCCCUCGGUGGGCGUAUCCCCGCCGAGCUACCAGUCCACAGUACGAAAGCUAAUCAAUUGCAAUCGCAGAG
Messenger RNA from Chara braunii, 3342 nucleotides. The record is from the annotation of a GenBank genome assembly. NCBI's taxonomy places the organism in Eukaryota, Viridiplantae, Streptophyta, Charophyceae, Charales, Characeae.